AUGUUCCGACUUCGGCUUUAUGGCUGGCUGUUAUUUGCUGACCUCGCCUGCGCUGAGAUGCACGUGUCUCAUGCAGAGGUAAUGCCAGGCCCAGAGCUUCCUCCCUGCGACAACUCGGAGAUCAAGGUGGCGGAGGAGUGCCCCAAUGCAACCAGCUUGGGUCUUGACUGGUCAAACUUCUCACAGCAGCUUUUUGCUGCUCGUGCUCAGCUGUUUGGCUUUUCCCUAUCACUUGCUGUUUCAGCCGUGCACAGGCUGCUUUCACAAGCGACCAGCAAGUUUUCAGACGCUUUCUCUUGCACUGCUGCAGUGGUCAGCACCUACUUCACUUUGGCAAGAUUUCUGGUUUUGCAGGGCCGCUUACGGAGGGCGCUUGCCUUCCUUCACCUUGGCUUUAUUUUUGUUCGAGACCGUGGCUUCAGCGAAUGCUCAACUUGGCCCGCAGCUGGUUGGGAUGUCAUGCUGGCCGGCAGGUCGUUAACCGAGAGAGUCCGCCUGCUAGAUGACGAGUCUGUUCUCAAACUGGAGCCUGGCCACCGAGUCGAAGGUCUUCGCAUCGCCGUUGUCACUAUCUGUGCAUAUGCAGCAGAUGCCCCUGUGCGUGUUCUGUGCGAACAAAACCGCCAAAUCUACAAGGCGCUCCACGGUUAUGACCUCCAUUUUUUUACGGACGCCGCGCAGAUUCUGCCGAACAAGGCGGCCCGCAUGAAUGUUCAAGACGGAAUUCACAAACCCUUUUUCUGGAAAGUGAAUGCUGUGAAGAAUAUCCUUGACACGAAUAAGUAUGACUGGGUGCUGUGGAUGGACUGCGAUGCAUUUUUCAUGGAUCCAGGCCGCACCAUCGAUUCCGUGAUACAAAUGUACAGUGGCAACUUAACCUCGGCCUCGCGGCUCCCUCCUCCCAGUUCCGGAGACUCCGUGGAAGUACGCCGGGUUCGGCGCAACAUGAGCCAAGACGCUGUCGUCAACAUUUCUUUGAUCUUCGCCGUGGACUCAACGGGCAUCAACAACGGUGUGUGGCUUCUGAGAAAUACGGCUUGGUCGCAUGACUUCUUGCAGCGCUGGUGGGAGUCCGACAUACUCGAAGGUCCUGGGAGAGAGCACAACUGCAGCGACCAAUCCACUAUGCUGCAUGCGCUCCUCCAGGAGCGCGCCAUGAACUUAGACGAGAUGUGGGACAAGUACGAGGCCCCUAUCUAUCCAUCCGAAGUGCGCGUGGCGCGUCAAGAGCACCUUCAGUCCUUCCACGAGGCCACUGCGGCGACAGCUCUCUCUCGUGCCUGGCGAGAUGGAGACUUCAUCAAGCACCACCCUGGUUGCCACUUCUACCGACUUCCCUGCCAGCAGCUCUAUCAGGAAGCACAGGAGAUUUUCUACAACAAAGUCGUGUUUCUCCACCAGCAGUGA
Messenger RNA from Symbiodinium sp. CCMP2456, 1407 nucleotides. The record is from the annotation of a GenBank genome assembly. Lineage: Eukaryota; Dinophyceae; Suessiales; Symbiodiniaceae.